UACGUUCGCCGGAGAGAAGUUUGAAAAUAAACGUGAAACUUUUUUCUCUUGACGUACGUAGAUUUUAUUUUCAGUACUUUCUAACAAGUCUGAUAGAAUAUCAAUAAAGGAAGCGUAACGAGUUAGACGAGCGACGCGAGGCAGAGAAAACGUAUUCUCAGGCUGCGAUGUCCUCCCAAGAUGAAGAUCCGUCGGCUGCCCUGUCUGCUGUCCUGUCUUCUGCAUGGACAGCUGCUUUGUCGGCUGACACGGCUGUUGCCAUGUCCGCGGACGCCAAAGCCGAUCUCGCCAAACUGUUAGACGAGUGGGAGGUGGCGCAUCAUGGAACCACAGAGCAACUGGUGUCCGUCUUAACCAAAAUGUCUAAGCUGAUUGAACAGGAAACAGAAGGGUAUUAUAAAGCGGAUCCAGAUCCCUUUGAUGAUCGUCAUCCAGGACGAGCUGACCCAAACUGUAUGCUGGGUCAGCUGCUGAAGAUGCUGUUUUUAAAUGAUGACUUCACUAAUGCGCUUUUGGACACGUAUAUCAUGACCAAUCGAGACGUUACCCUCAACACAGCAGCCUGUCGCCUCCUUCUGAACAUUGUCCCAGGCCUGGAUACAGCUGUCGUCUUUGAGGAUAAGGAAGGUCUGGUUGGGAAGUUGUUCAGCUGGGCCCGUGAAGCCGAGCGGCCGCUGUGCGUCUAUGCCAUUGGCCUGCUGGCCAGAGCCAUGAGCAACCAGGAGGUGGCGACUAGCUACAGGGAGGACAACGCUCAGUUGGUAUCCGUGAUGAUCAAACGUCUACACGAGCUGCAAUCUGAUCCCACGAGGCACUUUAAACCCAUCCACGCUGUCCAGAAUCUACCUCAAGACACUCUGGAUGAACCCGCCCAAACCUCAGGUGUCACACAAACACAGCAAAUCCAGACAGAAGAGGAAGAUGCUUUUGAAGAGGAGAGGAGAAAAGAAACAAAUGUUGGAGAAACCAGCAGAUCGAUGCCAAAGGCCAAAUGUUCUGCCCAGAGAAACAGUGGUGGUAGCAGCAGCUCCACUCGCCUUCUUCCAAACUUUGUGUAUCAAGCAAGCCCUCAUCCACCUUCCAGGGAGAAGGAAGACACUCAGGGAGGAGAGGAAGGAGGAGGAGGGAAUAGACAGACUGUAAAGGAGAAUGGGAGGAAGGCUAAACAGAAGCUCCAUUUUACUACCUCCACUGGUGGUAGUGAGGAGGAGGCAGAGAGGUCUGAUCCCAGCGAGCAGCCGAGCGGCGGCUCAUCCUGGUCUGAGAUAAGCUCCAUUCUGAUCGGCUCCGACUACCGGCUGUCGCCACUGAGCCCAGCCAUGGAGCAGAGGCUCAUCCUGCAGUAUCUGACGCCACUCGGAGAUUACCAGGAGCUGCUUGCAGUCUUUAUGAAACUGGACACUCGGUCGCUGAUGAUGAACUACAUCGACCUCAAGAAGACCAAAAAUGUUCAGCUUACCUUUGAUGCCCUGCUGUAUCUCGCCUCGCUGCUCCUUCAUAAGAAGUUUGCUUCCGAGUUCAUUGCCCAUGGAGGAGUGCAGAAACUCCUGGAGAUCCCAAGGCCUUCCAUGGCAGCAACAGGAGUUUCUCUCUGCCUCUACUACCUGGCUUACAAUCAGGAUGCAAUGGAGAGGGUGUGCAUGUUCCCAGACGGUGUGCUGUCAGACAUGGUGUCCUACGCUCUGUGGUUGCUGGAGUCGUCCCACGCCUCAGGCGUCUGCCACGCCAUCAUGUUUUUUUCCAUUUCUUUUUUAUUCAGGGCGGUGUUGCAACUCUUCGACCAGCUCGAUGGUCUUCGCAGGCUGGUCAACCUGAUCAGUACUUUGGAGAUCCUGAACAUAGAGAAUGAGGCGUCGAUAAUGAGUGACGACCAGGUGUUCUCUAGCCGACAGACAGCCAAGCACACCUGCAUGGCACUACGCAGGUACUUUGAGGCUCACCUGGCAGUGAAGACCGAACAGGUGAAACAGUCUUUGCAUACUUCAGAAAGCGGCACCAUCAUUCCCCAGCAGCCAUACUACAAGGCCUAUUCAUAUACCAGAGAGCAAAUAAUUGAGAUGAUGGAGUUCCUUAUCGAGUGUGGACCUCCUCAGCUCCACUGGGAGCCAGUUGAAGUUUUCUACAAGUUGUCCUGUGUUCCUUUAAUGCUGCAGCUCAUAUCCGCAGCCUGCGACUGGAAGACCUACUACGGCAGGAGCGACACAGUUCGCUAUGCUUUGGACAUCCUGGCUAUCCUUACAGUUGUUCCUAAAGUCCAGCUGGUGCUGGCUGAUACUGUGGAAGUUCUGGAUGAAGAUAGGUCCCCUGUUCCCACUGUAGGGAUGAGCAUCAUUCUGGGUGUUGCUGAAGGUGAAGUGUUUCCUAACGAUGCUGAAAUUCAGAAGUCUGCUUUGCAAGUGAUAAUAAACUGCGUGUGCGCUCCAGACCAGAGCCUGAACAGUGUCGGCGCUUUUGCCCCCCUCCGACAGUCUUUGCACCCCCAGCAGCCCCCUCCCACCCACAACAGAGUGCUGGCCCACAUGUGGCAAGUAGUGCAGAACAAUAAUGGUAUAAAGGUGCUUCUGUCUCUGCUGUCGGUGAAGGUUCCCAUCACAGACGCAGACCUGAUCCGCGCUCUGGCCUGCAAGGCUCUGGUUGGACUUUCUCGCAGUUCUGCCAUCAGACAGAUCAUCAGUAAGCUGCCGCUGUUCACCAGCAGCCACAUUCAGCAGCUCAUGAAGGAGCCGGUGCUGCAGGACAAACGCAGCGAGCACAUCCACUUCUGUCGCUACGCCGUCAAGCUGACCGAGCGAGUGUCUGGCAAGCCCCUCAUCAUGGGCGCUGACGUUUCGCUGGCUCGCCUGCAGAAGGCCAACGUGGUCGCCCAGACUCGCAUCACGUUUUCUGAAAAGGAACUCCUCAUUCUGAUUAGGAACCACCUUGUUGCCAAAGGACUCCAUGACACAGCAAAUACCCUGGUUAAAGAGGCGAAUCUACCUGCAGCAUCUCUCUGUCCUAAUUCUGCCUCAUGUGUCACCCCUGCCUCCUCCAUUUCAAAAUCUAGGACUUGUCGGUUAGCCAGUGGGAUUGCGGCUCGUGUUGCUGCCAAUGUUGGAACCUCUCCCUUGUCCUCGGGUAAUUCAGCUUCCUCUGCUCCUUCUUCCUCUCGUUCACCUGCCGUUCCUCACUUGUCAGGUUCCUGGAUGUCUACCUCAACUGUUCCGACUACUCCUCCUCAUCCUGCACCUCAUGGGCAGAGCUCGCAUAUUGUUGGCCGGAUUUUGUUCUCUCGGGAACGAACGGUGGCCAGCUGCAACUCAGGGAAAAAACUGCGUGCACUUAAACAGAAGUCUGACCAUGGUGCUUUCAUACAGACCCCAGCUAUGAAAAAGCAGCUGGAGCUCCACCUUCCUUCUCCGCCGUCCCUUGACAGCAUCAUCACAGAGUACCUGAGGGAGCAACACGCACGCUGUCCGAAUCCUGUCACCACCUGCCCACCUUUUUCCCUUUUCAACCCUCACCGCUGCCCAGAGUCCAAACAGAGGCGACAGGCAUCACCCAACUUCACCGCUCGUCUGGGGAGUAGAGUGCUGUAUCCCAAAUAUGGGGGUGUGGACAGAGGAAGUCUGGACAGACAGCUGAUAUUCAGCAGGUUUCGCCCCAUGUCAGUUUUCCACGAAGGCGAUGGCGGCGAUAGCAGUUUCACCUGUUGUGCCUUUUCAGCCUGCGAGCGUUUCCUGAUGCUGGGAACCUGCUCCGGUCACCUCAAACUUUACAACAUCUUCUCUGGAGAUGUGGAGGCCAACUACACCUGCCAUGGAUCGGCCAUCUCUCACAUCGAGCCUUCCCGGGAUGGUAACUUAGUUCUUACCUCUGCUUCCUGGAGCAUCCCUCUGUCAGCUCUGUGGAGUAUGGGCGGUGUCUUUAGCAUGAAGAACUCCUUUGGAGAGGAUCACCAUGUUGAGUUCAGCAAACUCUCUCAGGACAGAGUAAUUGGCACGAAGGACCAGGUUGCACACAUCUACGACAUCCAGACGGGUGAGAUGGUCCUGACCCUGAACGACCCCGCAUUGGCCAACAAUUACAAGAGGAACUGUGCCACGUUCAACCCCACUGACGACCUGGUGCUUAAUGAUGGGGUGCUGUGGGAUGUGCGGGCAUCACGGGCCAUCCACAAGUUCGACAAGUUCAACAUGAACUUCAGCGGGGUUUUCCAUCCAAAUGGCCUGGAGGUCAUCAUAAACACGGAGAUUUGGGACCUGAGGACCUUCCACCUGCUCCACACUGUUCCUGCUCUGGAUCAAUGCAGGGUGGUCUUUAACAGCAAUGGCACCAUCGUGUAUGGAGCGAUGCUGCAAGCUGAUGAUGAGCAUGACGUCAUGGAGCAACAGGUGACCAGUCCAUUUGGCUCAUCUUUCAGAACCUUUGAUGCCACAGACUACAAGCCUAUUGCCACACUGGAUGUAAAGAGGAACAUCUUUGAUCUGUGUACUGAUACUAAGGACUACUACCUGGCUGUCAUAGAGAACCAAGAUGCAGUAAGCAUAGAUACUGUAUGUCGUCUUUAUGAGGUUGGACGACAGAAACUGGCAGAAGAAGGAGACGACGAUGAUCAGGAUGAGGAUCAGGAUGACGAUGAUUCCUCAGACACAGAUGAUGAUGACGACGAUGAUGACAUAGAUACAGACCCCCUCAUUGCGGAACUGGCAAAUAAUGAGGAACAGGAGAACCAGGAUCAAGCGAACUCCCCUGAAGAUGAGAGGAUUGAGGCUCUUCUUGGUAGUAGCAGUGGUAAUGAUAACAUCAGUGACUCUGAUGAUUCAGACCAAGAAGAAUCAGACUUCAAUGUGACAUUGUUUGCAGAAGAAUCAGAUGACGACGACUCCGACAUGUUUGGAUCCAUGCCUGAUGUCUGGUUUUAAUGAUGUAGGAGAAGACCCGCCCCCUGCAGAGCAUUUGAACCCCUCUUAAAAGUUAAUGGUACCAAAACUUAAAAAGGUUUCACAUAAACAUCUUCACUGACCACUCAUUUCCCAUUUCUUGUUUCUGUUUGAGUAAUUUUAAAAGGUUUGGAAUAUGUAUGUUGCUUUAUUGGCUCUUUGCUUCUGCUAGAGACAUGGAGUAGAUCAUCUUUUCUACUACAGUAAUAUGCAGCAGAUCCACAAGUAGACCCAGUUAUGUAAGAGUGAGGAGAAAAUUUACAAUAAAUUACAAAAUUAUAAAAAAAUUUCUGACAUAAUUAAAGUUUUCCAUCUUAUUAUUCAAGCAUUGUUUUACUGUUUAGCUCAAAAGUCCAACUUUUAUUUAAAAUUAUAGAUUUGACCCACAGAAAUGUCCAAAUGUUCCAGAUUUAUCAGAAAACAAACACUUUUUUGAUCCUGACGUCAACUAAUGUGAUAAUAACCUUUUGGACAUAUAAAAAGCCCAUGUGCCUCAUUUUUGUGAUUAUGUUGUUGUACUUUACUGUGCAAAGUCAUUUGAAGUGUUUUCAUGUCCCCUGUCUAUGUAGGAAAUGUUUUUAUAUGGACAUGUUUUAGACAAGCCAGAGGUGGCAUCUUAAAAAUUUGAAAGCUAAUCCAUAAACUAGAGACUUUAGGAGAGAUGAGUUAGCUUCUUCCAAGUAACCUCAGCUGUCUGGGUGCGAUUUAGAUACUUUCAAUAGACAAAGGAGGAGUAAAUCUAAUUCUAGACAAUUUUCAGAUGGCUUUACCUUCUGAAAAAAACUCCAUAUAAAGUGUUAAUCAUAGCUAGGUAUUCUUACAUACUGUGAAAAUUGAUUUAAUGGCAACUGAAAUCGAGCCAUUAGGAAAACAUGGGCAUUUAGAUUUGUUACAGUUUUUUUCUUUAUCAAAUUAUAGGUUGGCUAAACAAAGAUAUAACUAUUGUGUUGCUUGCACUAUUAUUAAUAUUGGGAAAUGUCUCAAAUGCCCAAAUUCAGCUCUUCUUUGGUGUUAAAGAUCCAGUGUGGGACUUUUUGGUGAUGUGGAAAUCACUAGGAUACCAAAUAUUGUCUCUAAAGUUUAUAUUUCUGUUGUUUUAUGUAUCCUUGCAAGUGGAAAAUAAGUUUCAGUUAGCUGCAUGACCUAUUUUCUCCACCAGAUGGCAGCACACCCACAUUUGAUUUGACUGAAUAUUCUAACCCAGAAUAUUUCACGGUUUAUUAUGUGUUAGAAGUACUUUUUAGUCUUAAGUUGUUGUUUUUUUUUCCUGUAGAUUAUCCAACGUUAGCCUUAGGAAAUGUAUUUCAUUCAUUAUUUAUUUUGACAUUUCUUUGUUGGAGUUGCUAUUUUUCAUUUUGUUUUUGCUUUUAGCUCUUGUGCCCCUCAGGUAUCGGGAAGCAGUAAGUAGAUCAGUGUAAGCACCGAUCAAGAUGGUUAGGUGGCUACAAGUAUGUUAAUAUGUUUUUUACAUAUUUAAAAAUGUGAAGAACAAAAUAAUGUAGGGGUAGCAUAUGUGGUUGUGUUUUACUAUGCUUAGAGUCCACACAUCUUUAGCAGAAAGCCUGUCUUGUUAUUUAUGAGCCAAAAUUCUUUGCUUUAAGCAGCGAACGUUCCUGUCAAAAGAAAACGACACUACAGUCUUUUACUGAUGCAACCUGUAAAGGCUGAAAGUAACAAAUGAGAUUUUCCUCAUUCAUCUGACAAUAUUUGAAUAAUUCAAAUGCUUGCUUACUUAAAUUAAUACAUGUUAAAAAAAAACAGUGUUACAGGCAGUUAUAGUUUGGUAUGAGGCUGGUUGACUUCACUUUGUGUUUCGUUAGUGCAGUUUUAUACUGCACUCUGUUUACCUCAUUAAACAAUAGUCUUUUACAUCUGUAUAUAUACUCUCAUUUUCAUUUUACCUAUUUUAAGGGGAUAAAAUGUAGAAAAAUGGUUAUGAUUACGGGUCUACAAGAGUGCCAUUAGUUUACAAGUACUUAAGCCAGUCUAAGAUAAAAAUAUGAUUAAAAUAUGCAAAUCCUUGUAAAACUUUGUACUGUUUUCAGUAACCUGUUCUGUUCAACUUGUGAAUCCGCAUCAAACAAUCAGCAAAAACAUGGCAGCAGCCAGAUUUAUUUGGCUUUAUCAGUCCUUUUCAUCAUUAUUAUUGGUAUUUUAUUAACUGGGACAUGUUUUGGAUGCACAGCUGCAGCUAGUGAAUAGCAACUUGGGUUUUCCCUAUAUAUAGUUUUUUUAAAAGUCUGGUUUCUGACUGAAUGAUUGUGUCAUCAUGCCUGAGAGGCAUUUUCGUCAUUAAUAACUUAAAUUGAAACUUUAAAAUUCAGUUAAACUGUAAAUAAGUUUGAAAUGUUUGUUGAAUUUACUUACUAUUGUUUGUUUCUUUGUAAAUUAAAAAUAAUCCUAUGCAACUUGUUGGUGUCAUAAUACCAGCAUGGGCUAAAAUUAUGAUCAUCAUGGUGAGAUAUUGUUGUUUCUUUCUCGCCAUAGUAAAUCCAACCUUUUGAUACACAUUUGCAAUCUUUUUCUCUUUGCUUUCUGUAAGAUAGAAAACAUUUAACUGUAGUUCAUAUGUCAGUACUGAAAAAAAUAAACUGGAAUAAUUGUUUUUCGUGCGCAUUAUUGGAUAAAGUGUGUGCUGGAACAUUUGCUUUUUGAUUGAAGGUGCUUUUUUGUCAGUAGAGGUCAGUGUUGCCAAAUUUGAAUAAACAGCAAAAAACUUUA
Molecule: messenger RNA, 7640 nt
Organism: Girardinichthys multiradiatus
Lineage: Eukaryota; Metazoa; Chordata; Actinopteri; Cyprinodontiformes; Goodeidae
Product: DDB1- and CUL4-associated factor 1-like
Exons: 30
Coding region: 168-4901 (1577 amino acids)
Biological process (GO): protein ubiquitination
Cellular component (GO): nucleus; Cul4-RING E3 ubiquitin ligase complex
Molecular function (GO): histone H2AT120 kinase activity; nuclear estrogen receptor binding
Source: RefSeq, a predicted model, not a curated record